Molecule: messenger RNA, 1635 nt
Organism: Auxenochlorella protothecoides
Lineage: Eukaryota; Viridiplantae; Chlorophyta; Trebouxiophyceae; Chlorellales; Chlorellaceae
Product: Mitotic spindle assembly checkpoint protein MAD1
Exons: 7
Coding region: 1-1635 (544 amino acids)
Biological process (GO): mitotic spindle assembly checkpoint signaling; attachment of mitotic spindle microtubules to kinetochore
Cellular component (GO): kinetochore; mitotic spindle; nuclear envelope
Source: RefSeq, a predicted model, not a curated record
AUGAGCUGGCACAAGCCCAGCAAGCGCCAGAGGGCCGAGGAGCUAGGGCUGAUCACUCCACUGGGCAGGCGUCCGGAUUUUGAGCAAAAUAUCGCCGAGGCUGGCACGCCGAGUCGGGACCUGUUCGACCUGCUGGCGGACCGUGCGGCUGCCAAGUCGGGGCGCGAUGCCGAGCUCCAGUCGCUGCAGCGGGCCCAGAGGGAGCACGCCGCGGCCAUGGAGGAUGCCAGGCUGGAGAUCGGGAGGCUGCAGGCCGAGGUCCAGCGCGCCAGGGUGAUGGGCGCGGCGCGGGAGGAGGAGAACUCCCAGCGCAUCGCCCUGCUGGAGAAGCGGCUGGAGACCGAAGCGCGUGUUGGGGCGCGCUCGGCCGCUGAGCUGGCGGCCGCCAAGGCAUCGCUGGAGGAUGCCGCACGCAAGGCAGAUGCGGUGCUGAUCAGCACGCUGCGCGAGCGCGUGGCGGCCGCCGAGCAGCUGGCCGUCCAGGUGCCCGCCCUGCGGGAGUCGGCCAGGUGGGCCUGGGUGGCCGUCUUCGCGCGCGAGCGUCUGACAGCGGCAGAGGAGCGUUGUGAGCGGCUGGAGGCGCUGCUCGCGUCGGCUGAUGAGGCGGCGGUGGAGGGUGUGGCCGCGCUGCGCACGCUGCGGCGCUGGGAGUCGGAGCUGACCGAGGCCGAGGCGGCGCGCCUCACAGCCGCACUGGAGGAGCGGCGGCGAGACGCUGCGCGCGCCGAGCGCCGCGUCGCGCUCCUCCUGCGCGAGCGCUCGGGCCUGCAGGCCGUGCUGUCCUCCUACGACGAGGAGUACCUGGGGGGUGCGCGCGGCGAGGCGGGGAUCGCCCCGCAGCAGGCGCGCCUGGCGGAGCUGGAGGCCACCGUGGAGGGCCUGCACGCCCACGUCGCCGACCUGGAGGCGGAGCUGGAGCGGCGCGGGGCUGGUGGCGGUGGUGACGUGGGUGGAAAGGAUGACGUAAGCCAUGCGGCCUCAGCGCGGCAGCUGGCCGAGGCGCAGGCGCGCGCCGACGCGGCCGAGGCGCUGGCGGAGCGGUUGCGCGCCGAGGGCGAGGCGCUGGCCGCGCGCGCGGAGGCGCUGCAGGCCCGCGUCGCGCGUGGCGACUUCGACCCCGCCACCACGCGCGUGCUGCACCUGCGGCUGAACCCCGAGGCGGAGCUGGCGCGCGAGGCGCGCGACGCGCGCGUGGAGCGGCUGGAGAGCGAGAAUGCCGCGCUGGCGCAGAGCCUGGCCCGCCUGGAGGCCCUGGAAGGGGAGGUGUCGCUGCUGCGCCGCCGUGCCAACGAGCUGCAGAAGGCUAACGACCGCCUGCAGCAGGUGUUCCGCCGCCAGAUCACCCAGUUCCGAGAGGCGGUGUACCUCCUCUUCGGAUAUCGUGUGGAGAUGAUGACCGACCCCUCGGCCAGGGAGAUCAGGGCGCGCUUCGUGCUGCGCCCACAGCACGAGGACGAGGGCGCGGAGCUCGUGUUCGACCUGCUGCGAUCCGGGGUCCUGGCGCUGGUGCCCACGGCCCUCACCACGGGCCGCCUGGCGCAGGAGGCGGCGACCUUCGUGGACCGCUUCAGGUCCAUCCCAGCCUUCACUGCCAACCUGACCCUGGAGAACUUCCAGCGCCAGACCCAGAGCUAG